Messenger RNA from Histoplasma mississippiense, 1374 nucleotides. RefSeq lists its product as hypothetical. Lineage: Eukaryota; Fungi; Ascomycota; Eurotiomycetes; Onygenales; Ajellomycetaceae. The transcript has 4 exons. Gene Ontology annotation, molecular function: amino acid transmembrane transporter activity. Gene Ontology annotation, cellular component: membrane. The record is from RefSeq and is a predicted model, not a curated record. The coding region runs from base 1 to 1374 and encodes 457 amino acids. Gene Ontology annotation, biological process: amino acid transmembrane transport.
AUGGCAGAGAUGGUCACUUAUCUUCCUAUAUCUUCGCCGUUUAUUCGGUUCGCGGGUCGCUAUGUCGAUGAAGCUUUCGGUGUGGCUACUGGAUACAACUUCUUUGUAUUCGAGGCAGCAAUGGUUCCUUUUGAGAUCGUGGCCUGCAAUGUCAUUAUCCAUUACUGGAGCGAUAUCGUCCCCGCCGCUGGUAUAAUUACCAUUGUGCUAGUGUUAUACGGUGCCAUCAAUUUUUUCGCUGUAAAGUGGUAUGGCGAGUCUGAAUUCUGGUUAGCGUUGGGUAAAGCACUUCUCAUCAUCGGCCUCAUCAUCUUUACUUUCGUCACCAUGCUUGGGGGGAAUCCACUUGGUGAUCGAUAUGGAUUCCGACACUGGCGCGACCCUGGUGCUUUUGCUGAGUUCUAUAAAACUGGUGACCUCGGCCGGUUCUUGGGCUUCCUGCAAUGUAUGAUCCUGGCCUCGUUCACAAUUGCCGGGCCAGAUUAUGUAUCAAUGGCUGCUGGAGAAACAGAAAAUCCACGUUAUGUCUUGCCUCGCGCUUUCAACGCCGUCUUCUAUAGGUUAACCGCAUUUUUCGUCUUGGGCAGCUUAUGCGUGGGAAUCGUUGUUCCCUACAACGACACGACAAUGUCAGACGCCUUCAAAAAAGGUUUGCCAGGAGCUGCUGCGUCCCCCUAUGUUGUUGCCAUGGACAGGUUGCAGAUCAAAGUUCUCCCACAUAUCGUCAACGCAAUGGUGCUCGGGGCGGCAUUCAGUGCAGGAAACUCCUACGUCUACUGCGCCAGCCGCAGCUUGUUCGGUCUCGCCCUUGAAGGCAAAGCACCUCGCAUCUUCACCAAAUGCAACAGGAAUGGUGUGCCAAUCUACUGCGUCUCACUUGUCUUACUUAUCGCGCUCCUAUCCUUCCUGCAGGUCUCUAACGAAGCAUCCGUCGUGUUGGAUUGGUUCGUAUCCCUCGUGACUGCUUCGCAGCUUCUCAAUUUCUUCGCAGUAGCUUUUACGUACACUCGAUUCAUGAAGGCUCUUGACGCGCAGGGUGUUUCGCGCGACUCGCUUCCGUACAAGGGUUUCUUCCAACCCUAUCUUGCAUAUUAUGCUUGCGCAGGGACGUUGACCAUGGCUUUUGUAGGGGGAUAUACAGUAUUUUUACCUGGGAACUGGAGCAUACCAACGUUCCUAUUCUCCUAUACGAUGAUUGGGUUAUGUCCAGUGCUUUUUAUUGGGUGGAAACUGUCCAAGAAAACUAAAUGGUUUAAGCCCCAUGAAGUGGACUUAUUCAAGGAUGUCGCGGAGAUUGAUGAGUAUACGAAAAACUUCGUUCCGACUCCACCGAGAAAUCGGAUCGACAAGUAUUUCAACAAGCUAUUCGAGUAG